AUGUAUCUAAAGAAUCCAUUAAAUGGGUCAAUGAAAGUAAAAAUUACCAAGCAUUCAAUUAGAGUUGGAGAUCGUGUUCGGAUACUCAAAGGUAAACAAACAUUCAGAAAAGGAUAUGUGUCAAAGUACAGCAACGGCAUCUAUACGGCUGUCAGUGGGAACGGAUACUCUUUCUCAAUUUCAGAUGAUAACGGCAAUGUUCUUGGAAAGUCUUACAAAUACUAUGAACUCAAGAGAGUUGAAGGAACGGAGACCUUUAUGAUUGAACCGAGACACAGAGAGCCGACAAUGACAAACAAGGAGCGUCGUAACAAGAGAGAAUUACAAGAACUGGCAAGAGUUCAAGGCCCAACCAAUAGAAAGACAAAGACAUUUGGAGCAACUUAUUUUCUAGAGAAUUGGGAUGCUUAUUCAUCUCAAGAACAAGACCAAUUAAGGAAAUGGUAUCGUGAAUAUUAUUCUCAUAACAAGGAAACUGAACGAAAACGCUACAGAGACUACUAUGCCUCAAAUGCAGAAGCCGAAAAGGAAAGAUUGAAAAAAUUGCUGAGACUUGUUGAAAUAACCAUUUCACUUCCAGUUGCUGCACCUUCGCCCUCCGUUUCCUCCUCAAACGAAUGA
Messenger RNA from Batrachochytrium dendrobatidis JAM81, 621 nucleotides. RefSeq lists its product as uncharacterized. Lineage: Eukaryota; Fungi; Chytridiomycota; Chytridiomycetes; Rhizophydiales. The coding region runs from base 1 to 621 and encodes 206 amino acids. The transcript is spliced from 3 exons. The record is from RefSeq and is a predicted model, not a curated record.